AUGAACGAUGACGAGCAGUUGGAGACAAGACAAAUUGAUCGAAUGAUGGACGCAGACCUGCUCCUGGUGAAUGAAUCAGAGGGGAUAAAUCAUGAGAGGUCCGAUGGAGAGCGCCAAGAACAGAACCACGAAGAGAAUACAGACGACGACCUUGAGGAGACGGAUCGGGACGAUCGAGUUGAACGCAUUGUGCAAGGAUCAGAAGACGACGUUCAACAGCAAUCACAACGGCGAGACCAGGCCGGGGAUGAUGGAGAGGAGGAAGAGCAUAAUGUCUGCAGCGCGGAGACGGAUUCCCCUUGGGACGGGGAGUCUGGAGAACAUCAACCUCGUUUCCGCAGUGUGGAUGAUGGAGAAACGCAGUCUGAUCCUGACAAUCAUGAGGAGAGAGCCCCCAUGCGGCGCUCGUCUCCGGUAGCUGUUGAAGAGGCGAUUCCCCACCAAAUAACUGCGUCAUCGAAAGCAGGGGUGCGUAUUCGGUUUCGGACCAUUGCUUCGAUAGUUGAUUGCCUACCAAGUCUCGAGGAUCCCUCUGCCCGUCGCCUUGAGGCAGCAGCGGUAGCUGCAGAGAUUCUUGAAUCCCUGGAACAGAGAGCAGAGCGCUUGCUGGUCUACAAUACACGGAUCGUCACACAAACGAAGAAACGCGUAGGAAGCAGUCGAGCGAGCUCCGGUCAGAAAGCCCGCCUACGCUUCGAUUCUCUACCGGACGCGAUUGAAGAGGAUGACAACACCAUGUAUGGGCAAUGGAAGCUCAAAGAGGCGACCGCCGCAGAGGCGGCUAGUGGUCUUCUUCGUGCACUCGAGGAAUCCGCGAUAGAAAAACUUACUUCUCAAGUUGAAGACGUCGACUGGAAAGAAAUAAACUGGGAACAUCAAAGCACGCCUCACGCGCGGGGGCAUGAGAAUGAUCCAAUAGACGACACACACGGCUCUGGUAACGAAAAUCGCAGAAGUAUAUUACGCUUCGGAGAUGAUAACCAAAACGUGGAUGCGGAAAGUGAAGAAACAAACUUGCAGGAGGAAAUACACGAAGAUCUUUCAACCAUGUCAGAUGAGAAAGCGGCAAGAGAAUUCGAUCUCUGGCUUGGGAGGGCCACCACACUUCGUCUUUCGAUGGAGUAUGGAGGUGAACCAGAAGCGCCGUCUGUUCCUAAGGAGCAUCCAGAACGAAGUGACUUGAGAACGCUUCUGAGAGGUGAAGGUUUAAGCAUGUUUCAAGAUCUAGGAAAAGCCAGCGGGGGAAAGAGAGAAGGCAUUUCUGCCAUCAACAGCCUCGACACUUCGGUAAAAGCAGCUGCCGCACGACACCUCAUCACGCCUUCUUUGAAGCAGGAGAAACUAUGGCAUAUGUUUGGACGAGACACUGAAGCAGGUCGUUUGUUGCACCGACUGUACGCGUCCCGGGCAGCCGCCCUCGGAUCGCCUGGCACUUUGUAUCCAGCGCCAAAAAUCAAGGACUCGAAUGACGACCCUAACUUCCGGAUCAUUAAUUCGAAAAGCAGAACCUUUGCCUCCUCGCGGAAAGGGCACUUUCGCAGAGUAAAGAUUUCUGUUCCUCGUGUUGGUCGCCACCCCGUCCCUCGUAGGGAUGGGCUACCAGAUGUGGACGGUAAGGCAAGUUGGGACCAUGGCGCAGUUGCCUCCGGCCGCCUUGAUAAUUAUGGAGGUGGAAGGCGCUCUCUGACAAAGAUUGCCCAGGGGGUUGAACAGCAACGAAAAGAAAUCUUGGCAGAUGCUCAAGCAGCAGCUAUGAGGGCUGCAGCGUAUCAUCAACACGGACAGAGUAGGGAACAAGCAAAAGAAGCUCUGCAGGAGGCGUUCUAUCUGGAGGAAUGCCGGACUCUCCCUGCAGCUGCGCGGCUCCCCGCGUUGCCGAGAGAGGAUCGUCAGCAUCUUCAGAAAGGACGAACGGCUAGACAAGCAAGAGAAGGACUGGGAGGACACCCUUCCGCGGGCAAGAUGGUAGCAGGUGGGGGAACCGCUGAGAGAGGGGAAGAGUGGGGAAAGCCGAUAGAUUCCAAGAAGGGAAUGACUCGAGAACAGAAGCACCUUUUCGACAAAACUUUGCACGAGAUCCAGUACCGAGAGGAGAGACUAAGGAAACUUCGUGAUGCGCUCCCGGACGACGUCCUCACCGCCGCUGCCGCAGAAGACUGCGCCUCUCGGCAAAAAGGGGUUUCACAGGCAAGGCAGGCCUUGGCUGCGCAGAUGGGACGGAGCCAACGUGCGAAACGCAAGAUUCAGGAGAACCUCAGAGAGGAAACAAAACUCGUGAAAGAAAUAGCAGAACGCGUGCGAGACCUUCAGACACUGAAGCGGCUUAGCGGGGCGCACGUGCGCCAGCAAACUGACGGCUCCAGCAUUGUCUGA
Neospora caninum is the source of this 2373-nucleotide messenger RNA. Its product is annotated as putative glutamic acid-rich protein. The record is from RefSeq and is a predicted model, not a curated record. Bases 1 to 2373 code for a protein of 790 amino acids. NCBI's taxonomy places the organism in Eukaryota, Apicomplexa, Conoidasida, Eucoccidiorida, Sarcocystidae. The transcript has 3 exons.